CCUUCACCUCACACGUUAAUUAAUUAACAUGCAACCCUUGAUUGUGAAGACAUCGCAUCAACCUUCCCACAAGAAGAAACACCCUCCCACUUCCAACCCAUGCCUCCUCUACGUCUUCACCGCCUCCGCCGCCACAACCGUCAUCCUCCUCCUCUACUUCCGCCGCAUAAUGCUCGACCCGGCCACCUCCUGCCCCGCACCUAAGCCCCUCACGGCAGCCCAGGCCACCAUUGCCGCCGAGUUUGACACCGCUGCCACCACCCUCGUCGCCAUCUUCCACUACGCGACGACGCGUGACCUCCCGCAGCAAUCCAAGGCUGAAAUCCGGCGACCCUUCGACGUGCUCCAGUCCCUCGCGCCCUGCAACUUCCUCGUCUUUGGACUAGGCCACGACUCGCUCAUGUGGGACUCGUUCAACCCACGCGGCACCACGCUCUUCCUCGAGGAGGAUCCGGGAUGGACCGUCUCCACGCUCCAACGCUUCCCUGUCCUACGCACACACACGGUACGUUACCCCACGCGCCUCUCCGAGGCCAAGUCGCUCAUGGCUUCCUACAAGGAGGAAUGCGGCGGGAACCAACCACUCAAGGGAAACCAGCGCUGUCGGCUCGCGUUGAGUGAGCUGCCGGAGGAGGUGUACGAGCGCGAUUGGGACGUGAUCAUGAUCGACGCGCCGAGAGGGUACUUUGCCGCGGCACCGGGGAGGAUGGGGGUGAUAUUUUCAGCGGCGGUGAUGGCGCGUGGGAGGAAGAAAUCCGGUGUGACACAUGUGUUCCUUCACGAUUGUGAUAGGGAGGUUGAGAAGCUAUAUGCUAAGGAGUUUUUGUGCAUGAAAUAUAGAGUUGUUGGUUUGAAGAGGCUUUGGCACUUUGCUAUCCCACCCGCUGAGAAUUAUAGCGAUGCCACACAUGGAUUUUGCUAAAAUUGUAGGGCUUUAUUUUUCAUCCUUUAUGUCUUUCUUUUAUGUAGAAAAGAAAAGGUUUUGUCUGAGGGUUACAUAUUGUUGUAACUUUUGGUUUCUUGUGAGAAACAUAUAUUUUGUUAAGGGAUGAGGUAUGGUGGUUAAGGAAUGAAGUAAACAACUACCACCACACGACUCCAGGUAGUGUAGCAUACAUGAUUUUGUCCAAAUAGAUUGAAUCUAAAUAAAUUAUACCUUG
This is a messenger RNA of Lotus japonicus, 1160 nucleotides long. RefSeq names its product probable methyltransferase At1g27930. Gene Ontology annotation, biological process: xylan biosynthetic process. Lineage: Eukaryota; Viridiplantae; Streptophyta; Magnoliopsida; Fabales; Fabaceae. The transcript has a single exon. The record is from RefSeq and is a predicted model, not a curated record. Bases 29 to 922 code for a protein of 297 amino acids.